Molecule: messenger RNA, 6455 nt
Organism: Paramuricea clavata
Lineage: Eukaryota; Metazoa; Cnidaria; Anthozoa; Malacalcyonacea; Plexauridae
Source: the annotation of a GenBank genome assembly
CUGAAGUCUCUGCACGUAAAAUGUCAACACCUGAGCACGCACUGAUUGUUUUCCCACGUGGGGACUCGCCACGUAGACAAUAUAUUCACUCCAUUGUUUUGAUUUGGACAAGAAAUUCUUUCAAAUAUUUUGCUUAGAAACCAAAACAAAAUCUCGUAUUUAAAAUGCAGCCUGUCAGUAAAAUCUGUUGUAUAGGGGCAGGGUAUGUCGGGGGCCCAACAUGUGCUGUGAUCGCGCUAAAUUGCCCUGAAAUUUGUGUUACUGUAGUCGAUCUAAGCCAACCUAGAAUAGACGCUUGGAAUUCCAACAGACUGCCAAUAUACGAGGUGAGUAUUGUCUGUGACAUUUAACAAUAUAUUUUGUACACCAAGGUUUAUCGUAGUCAUUUUAUAAAAGUAUCAUUUUUUGUUACAAUUUAGCCUGGGCUACAAGAAAUAGUCGAAAAUUGUCGCGGGAAGAAUCUAUUCUAUUCCACCGAUAUUGACAAGGCGAUUAUCGAAGCCGAUCUAAUAUUUAUCUGUGUGAGUUGUUCUCCCUCAAUAUUCGAAUCUAUUAAUAAGUGUUUGCCCUUGCAAUAAAGAUUGGAUUCGAUAAAAAAAAUUGGUUUCUAUUUUUGGUUAAUAUUUAAUAAGUGUUGCUAACUUAAUUUGUUACAUUGUCGUUGCUAAGAUCUAAUAAUAUGCGAGGAUUAAAAACAAAUCUGAAUAAAUUAAUUUUGCAUCUCGCAUAAGAAAUUAUUGGUCUGGCUUGUUGGCUUGGAUUAUUACUGCCAUGUGUGUGUAGGAGACUGGGGGCAGAAUUCCCCCCCCCAAAAAAAAACCCCUUUAGAAAGCCAUGAAAAUUCAGGCAAAUGCUAGGAAAAAUCAAGAAAAUUCAGGCAGAUUUAUCAGGAAAUAUGCUAAAUUCAGGUUAUUUCACAUUACAAUCCAACUUCCAACUGCUCCCCCCCCCCCCCAAAAAAAAGCAUCAGCCCCGUAUGCCAAUGCAGAUUUCACAUAUGUAGUUAGUUUAAUUUACUUGAUUUGUCUUACAGGUAAAUACUCCUACAAAAACAUUUGGGCUUGGAAAGGUACAAUUUUUGUUUCAUAAUUACUUUGUACUGAAUUUAAUUUAUGAAGACAUGUGGAUAUAUUCUAUAUACACUUGACACUUGUUCUACCCAGUGCUAUAAUUAUACCACUAUUUUCUUCACAUAGGGACGAGCACCCGACUUAAAGUACAUUGAAUCUGCAGCCCGUCACAUUUCUAAAGUGGCCAAAACCCACAAGAUUAUUGUUGAGAAAAGUACAGUACCAGUUAGAGCGGCUGAAAGGUAACAUGAGCUAAAUUUUCCAAUUAACAAUCAAUCAAUUCGUGUGUUAACAAACUAGUUAAUUGAGAUACUAAUCAAUGAUAGAGGAUUAAUUGUGCAUUAUGAUAAAUUUAUCAUCAAUGAUUGAUGAUGAUCAAUGGUUAAUUAUCAAUUAUUACCAUAGUCAGCAAAUUGAUCAUUGAUCAAAUAUUGAUCAAUCAUCUUGAUCAAAUAUUGAUCAAUCAUCAAUGAUUAAUUAUUGGAUAAUCAAUCAUUGAUCAUUAUAUUAUUACAUGCAGUCAGCCAAUUAACAAGCAAGUAACAAUCUAUCAAUCAAUGAAAUUGGUGCAAAUCAAACACUAAUUUUAAAACAGGUAUCCAACAAAACCAAUCUACCAAUUAACUGCAUCAAUAACAAUGGAUCGUACAACCCAAUUUUUUCAGCAUAUCAACAAUAUUAAAAGCCAAUAAGCAGUCUGGAAUACUUUACGAGGUGUGUCAAAAUUCAUGUUUAAUUUAAAUUUCAAUUAUUAAAUGCUAUUGAUCAAGAUUAAUGAUUCAAAAUACGUUUUUCCAGGUCUUGUCCAAUCCAGAAUUCUUGGCCGAGGGCACAGCUAUCAAUGAUUUGCUAAAACCAGACAGGGUUUUAAUAGGUAGAAUAUAUACCAGUACUUGAACUUUGCUUUUGUUUAAUUAAAUAAAGGAACAUAUGAAUGAUUAAAGCUAGCAGAUGGCAGUACAAACCAAAGUACCCAGUGGCUCAUUGGUUGGUUUCACUAUUAAUAAUAGUUAUCCCUGUAGGGGCCAGCAGAUGGUCAACUUCGAAAAUGUUGACCCUUUUAGGGGCAAAAAAUUACAUCUCAUGAUCAGAAUUCUUCUUCAUUGCCAUCUACAUAGAAUGAAAAGAAUUGAAGUCAUUUUCUCACUCUAAAAGUAAAACUGGUGGUUGUCCACCACAAUAUUUAAAGAUUAUGACAUUGUGUUUCAGGUGGAGAACAGACUCGGGGAGGAAAAGUAGCUAUUGAUACGUUAGCAUGGAUUUACGAGCACUGGAUUCCCGCAGAUAGAGUUAUCAAGACUAAUACAUGGUCGUCAGAAUUAUCAAAACUGGUACAGACUCGAAUAUAAGCAUAACCCGUAAAUAUGAAAUGUAAUUCAUUGAAACGACAAAAACUUUAUCAGAACUUUUCAUUCACGUCAGAAAAUUAUCUUCGUUUUUUUCUCCAAAUUUACAAAAUCGAUCCUAACGAAAUCCAUCCUUGACUACUGUACGUCCAAAAAAAAGAAACCAAGUAGAAUAUAAACCAAAAAAAUAAGUUUUUGUCUUCCACCUGAGGAGGUAACUGCUAUGUAAUUCUUAAUAACCUUAUCUUUUUAGGCAGCAAAUGCUUUUCUAGCUCAAAGGAUUUCCAGUAUUAACGCAUUGAGCGCAGUGUGCGAGGCGACUGGUGCUGAUGUCUCUGAAGUCUCCAAUGCCAUUGGUAGAGACUCGAGGAUUGGGAAUAAAUUUUUACAAGCAUCAGUUGGUGAGCGGCAAUUUUGUUUCUAAAGAACAAUUUUAAAGCUCGAGGAGUUGAAGAAUGAACAUGCACCAUCCUCAAAGCCCUACCAUUUUUAAAUGGAUAAUUAUGCGUUUAAAAACGCAUAAUUAUCCUUUUUGGAAAAUUCAUGACUGUAUGAAUGAUAUUAGAACCCGUUAACAGGAUCCCAUCGUGGUAACCAUUUUAUAUGAAUACGUCAGAAUUUUAAUUAUGUUAAAAGCGGCUCGUUUUUCAACACAUUUAAUAUAAAAAUCACUAUAAUAAAAAAAGAGGUGGUUGGCAUUUCAAUUUUAUUAGACGAUAUAACUUUAUUCCGUAAAGAAAGAACGUAAAGAAAGAAGAAUAAGUUUUAUUGUUCAUUCGAUUCACUUAGGAUUUGGUGGGAGUUGCUUCCAGAAAGAUGUCCUCAACCUCGUCUACUUAUGUGAAGCUUUAAACCUUCCCGAGGUCGCAGCGUACUGGCAUCAAGUUAUUAAAAUGAAUGAAUACCAACGACGACGUUUUGCAAACAAAAUCAUUAAUGCUUUGUUCAAUACGGUUACUGAUAAGAAGAUUGGGAUACUAGGCUUUGCUUUUAAGAAGAAUACCGGUGAUACAAGGUGAGGGUACAUUAAAAAAAUAUGUCAAGUUUAUUUUAUGCUGGGCAGACCUGGAGAGAAGAAGUGUUUAAGGUUCCUCCUAUCUGAAUUUGUCUUUUUCAAAUGUUCCUCAAACGUGCACAAAAACAAUGGCAUUACUGUAUGCAUACAACGACAACGUAUAUUUUGACUGUGUUUGUUAUAUGUCUCAAAUGACAGAUAAGGAAGUAUGAUAUAACGAUUCCUUUAAGAUCCUCCAAUAACGUAUUUGUAGGAUUUCUUAGGAUUCCCAGAUCCCAGCUUAUAGAAUAUAGGUCUAGGGGAUGUAUCCCUUUUUGGUCAUGUCUUACUACGGAAGGAAACUAGAGUACCAAAAGGCAAAGAAAAUGUUCGGUGCUUGGAAUGCCAAAUAUUCGCUGAGGCGAAACGUUGAAUAUGUUUUAUCUACAUUUUAGGGAGUCUGCAAGUAUUUAUAUUUGUAAAUACCUCUUGGAAGAGGGAGCUAGAGUUACCAUUUAUGAUCCUAAAGUUGAAGAAGAACAAGUUUAUCUGUAAGUAUAGACUAUAGUAAUAAACUCACUACAAAAUCCAUUACCUGCAUGGCUGCAUUUUAGGAGCCGUAUGCACACACUUAACAAUAUCGCCUAAUUAAUGCUUUUAUUUUUACCUUCAGUGAACUAUGUCAUCCAAGUAUAGCUGUAGACCCUGAAAAAGGUAACUUGUAGUUUUCACUGGUUUUGGCGUUCCAAAAACUAGUUGCCUCUUGCAAAAAUCUCUAAUGUGUAAUUGUUUUUAUUUUUCCAGUCAAGAAGCUGGUAAAAGUAGAAAAAGACGCAUACACAGCUGUAGAAAAUGCUCAUGCACUAGUGGUCUGUACAGAGUGGGAUGAAUUUAAGGUAAGAUGUUUACCCUAUCAUUUUUACUACGUGACAAGUUCUUCUGAUGUUAUUUAUCGGUAAUUGUAAUAUAUUUGGGCAAAUAGGUGAAUAUAAAAUAACUUAAAUAGCAUGCAAAAAGCUUUUUAACAUGAAAAAAAAGUACAAGAAAAGUAGUAAAUCUAUGGUGGAAAUUCAUGGUCACUUAAUACAGACAAAGCAGAUUUACUAUAAAAAUACUAGUUACUGAAUUAAUUCCCAGUUGCCAUAUGCAAAUAUUGCAAAGAUAUAGUCAGCCAUUAAUUUAGUAAUAAGUUCUACAUAAAAUUGUAUUCCGCUCGUCUCUUUCAGACGCUGGAUUACAGACGUAUAUACGCCAAUAUGCUGAAACCAGCAUUUGCAUUUGAUGGAAGGAUGAUACUGGACCAUGAUUGUCUUGUUGAGAUUGGUUUUCAAGUGGAAACUAUUGGCAAAAUUGUGAAGAAUUCUAUACCUCCUGUAACGCCCCCUCUAGCCCCUAGCUUGGACUACUGAGUGCACCCAGAUAUCCCCAGGGUCCUCUGACCCCAUGCACAACACAAGCGCUUGCCAAACCGAAGUUAACUAACACCUGUGUGUCCACCUAACCACUGCAUCAGCAGUGAAGCUACAGUAGCGCAUAGCAACAGGUCAUGCUAUGCGAAUCUUUAAUGAUUUGCAUUAUUCAAACCUUUACAAAUGUAUCGUUACAUUUAGGUGCAGGUUUAUUAGCAUAGCAUGACCAUAGAUAUCUUAUAUACACUAGAUAGUGCAUCCCUUUUAGUAAAAUUGAAGCCAAGAAUAUUCCAGCGGUUACCCCCAUUUGAAAAAAUGGUGGCCAUGUUGAAGUUUCCCACUCGCUAAUAAACGCUUAAAAAACAACAAUAACUUCCUUGAAUAGUUUGAAAAUGUAUUUGGAAAGGUCUAACUUAAUGUUUAAGUUCCCUGUUUAAGAAAUAGAAAACAUACGAGUCUUCCCACUUCAUGGGAAUAUCCGGAGUCUGCAAUCACGGCUUCAAUCAACCUCGUACCCAGGAUCUUUCUUUGGGAUAACAGAAGGAGUGACCCUGGGAACGAGGUUGGGCUUCAAUUUUUGAAUCGCAGAAUAAUUAGCUGCACUAUCUAGUGUAUAUAAGAUAUCUAUGAGCAUGACCAGUUGCCAUGGCCAGCUUUGCCACUGCCCUGUAUUCAUGCCACAUGCUUCCUCCUGCUGCAAUAGCAACUGAUUAUCUAUCUAUCCUACAGUCAAAGUGGAAGAACUUUUCCAUUUCUGCUUCUGUAGUUAGUUGUCAUUUCUGUAAAUUCUGUGGUGGUUCACGAAUUAUGAGCAAAUACAGCGAUAACAUUUAGUUUUCUUUGUUCUUACGGUACGUGAUAAUUUGCAAGAAAAGAUGCACUUUUCGUUAAAUUCAUUACACACAUAAAGGUUGCAAAAUUCCACUGUAUUAUUCGCUCAUAAUUCGGUAACCGCUAUAGUAUAAAUACAGACCCAAUUACAGUAAAUGACAACAGAGUUCAAAAUAGUGUAGAUAUUUUCAUGACACAUCCACAUGGUUUGAACUGUGGAAGAAAUUUUAAAAUUUUAAUAUUCUUAUAUCAUGACCAGUUGCUAUGCCACUGUAUACGACUAGUCAUAAUCACCAGUAGAAUUUUUCUACAAGAAUUCUAGAAGUUUGUGUUUGAAUUUUCCAUUACCAUGGAAUUCAGAUGGUGUUGAAUUCAGGAAUCAGCUUGAGAGUCGAAAGAGGGAUAUUAUAUUUUAACUGUGGAAUAUACCUUAAUUUAUACAUAUGAAAUAUUUAUUUUUACUGAGAUAAAUUAAUGCUUGUAAAAACAAUUUACUUCUUUUUAUGAAAUAAAAUAAUAAUAAACCAACUGCAUACAUUGCAACUGUAUACAACCAUCAACACUAGAUAUAACACAUUUAUUCUGGCAAAUUCAAAUCAAUAUCAAAUCUUUAUCAGAAGAUACAUUGAUCACUAUUUUUCUUCAAUAAAAGUUCAAGUCUGGAACCAGGCAAACUACAGUACUUACAGUGGUGUCUGGUUCUUGUGAUCGGAUCUUGAAUGUACAAUCUCACCACCUGUGAUGCAAUAAAAUUGAUAUCUUCUUGUCUGCAUAAUUUUGUUAAAUAUCAACCGCAAUAUUCCUA